Messenger RNA from Ipomoea triloba (trilobed morning glory), 1930 nucleotides. RefSeq names its product AT-hook motif nuclear-localized protein 15-like. Gene Ontology annotation, cellular component: nucleus. The record is from RefSeq and is a predicted model, not a curated record. Bases 779 to 1711 code for a protein of 310 amino acids. NCBI's taxonomy places the organism in Eukaryota, Viridiplantae, Streptophyta, Magnoliopsida, Solanales, Convolvulaceae. The transcript is spliced from 3 exons. Gene Ontology annotation, molecular function: DNA-binding transcription factor activity; minor groove of adenine-thymine-rich DNA binding.
AAUCAUUCCCAAUUUGAUUUGACUUAUGAAUUAAUAAAUGUACGUUCAGGUGGCACCACGACCAUUUGUCUGGACUUUCAGUGGAAAAGACGCACAAAAAUCGAGUGCAGAAGAUAAAACCCCAAUUAAGGCAGUGGAAAUCUAGGUUACCCACCGGCACCGGGAGCCGGUGGCGCACAUAACAAAACCCACACUCUCUGCAAAACCGUCCCACGUUAACAUUCGCUGUCUGUCACUACUACACCUUUCUAGUUAUAUCGUACUUCAACUUCAGAAAGCCAAUUCAAGAAUCAAGCAAUCUGCUAGCUAGUACAACCAAAUAAUUAAACCCUAGCCCGUACCAACCGAAUCUGCCAAGCUAACGAAGAAGCUAAGAUGACUCCAUGAAGACGAAGAUCCGGUCAAAAGCGGCGGGGAUUGAGUGCGGUAGAAUUGGGGAAGGGUUCCAAGAAAGAGAGAUUUUUCUUGUCUACUUGUUGAUUUUGGAUGUUUCUUGAAAUACCAAAUUACCAGCUGCGAGGAAAAAAAAGCUUGGGGGUUUGUGUAAUGGAUGAGAGGUGGUUGGUGCGUUCAAGAGACUAAUUUGUCUGUUUCUAGACUUAUAUUAGGUUUCUCAGCUUAUGCUAGACUAAUUGAUCAGAUUCAUAUUUGUAUAUUAAUUUAUGUGUUUCUUCAUAUUAGAGUGGCUGGCGAUUGAAUAUAUUAUAUUAUCUUGGAGAGAGAAGGGUACAGUGCAGUAGCGUUAUCAGAUUGGAUAGAUUUGUGGUGAAUUGAAGGAAUGGCGAAUAGGUGGUGGACUGGGACUGGGACUUUAGCUAUGAAUCAAAUGGAGAUGAAAAGCCAUCUUGGGUUGAGGAGGGAGCCGGAGUUUGGCGGCGGCGGGGAUGGCGCCGCCGCCACGACGACGAAUAGUAGUGGGAGUCAAAGUCAGAACCCUAGUGAGGGUGGGACCCAUGGGCAAGAAGAGGAGGUGAAUAAUGAGGGGCAAGAAGGGGAGGAGCAGAACGGAGGCGGGUCGGGUCGGCGGCCGAGAGGUAGGCCGCCGGGGUCGAAGAACAAGCCGAAGCCGCCGAUUGUGGUGACGAAGGAGAGUCCCAACGCGCUGCGGAGCCACGUGAUGGAGAUAAGUAGUGGGAGUGAUAUCGUGGAGACUAUCGCCGCCUUCGCGCGGCAGCGCCACCGCGGCGUCUCCGUCCUCAGCGGCAGCGGCAUCGUCACCAACGUGAAUCUCCGCCAGCCCGCCGUGCCCGCCGGGGUCAUUACCCUCGAAGGAAGGUUCGAGAUACUCUCCUUAUCCGGCGCGUUUCUCCCACCGCCUUCCCCGCCUGGCGCCACGGGAUUAACCGUCUACCUCGCCGGCGGCCAGGGCCAAGUCGUCGGCGGAAAUGUGGUGGGCUCUCUGGUGGCUUCCGGCCCCGUGAUGAUCAUCGCCGCCACCUUUACAAACGCAACUUAUGAAAGAUUGCCACUGCCGGAGGAAGAAACGCCGCCGCCGCCGCCGGAGGCGGCGGCGGCGGCAAUGCAACUGCAGCCACCGUCGGAAGUGGAAGUAGCCGCCGCAACAAAUGGCGGUUUGGCUGCAGAUCCACCACCUUCUUCCUCGCUCCCUUUAUACAACUUACCUCUCAACUUGUUCUCCAAUGGCGGCCAUAUGCCUCAUCAUGAAGUGUUCUGGUCUCCUCCGCCGCGCCCGCCGCCGUCGAAUUAUUGAGCAAGAAAGAGAAAUAAGUCAAAAGACCUGAAGGAGAUAGGAGAAAGAUCAUAUGAGACUUCACAAUCUCUCUGAUCCAUCUGCAACUUUUUCCGUGUUUAAUUGCCUUUUUCUUCUUCCUCCCUGUAAAUUAAUCACUCUCUUGUUAGAUUUUCCCUUUCUGGGCUGUAACUUUGAAACUUGAAUUAGAGCAAUAAAUCUCCUUUCCUUCUCCAUCUA